AUGGGGGGAACAGGGUGCGAAGAUAAAAGGAAAGCUCUACAACGUAUCUUGGCUAGGAAACGUGUGAAUUUCGUAUCUAUACAAGAAACUAAAAUGGCUAAAGCUGAUAGUUUCAGGAUUAAGAGUCUUUGGGGGAAUUAUGAUUAUGAUUUUGCUGAAUCUUUGGCUUUGGGAAGGUCAGGUGGUCUGCUUUCUAUUUGGGAUCUGGAUUCCCUUAAAAAAGAAGAUAGUAUGAUUUUUGACCGCUUCAUUGUUGUGAAAGGAACGUGGGUUGCUUCUAAUGUCAGUUGUCAUAUGAUUAAUUUGUACGCGCCCCAAAAUGAAAAUGAAAAGGUUAAGCUUUGGUCUAAGAUCUUGGCAUUUAUGGACUCAAAUAGUGGUAAUUUACUUAUUUGUGGUGAUUUUAACUCUGUUCGUGGCAGAGACGAUAGGAUGGGCACCUUAUUCUCCAGUGUCAAUGCUUCUAAUUUCAAUUUGUUUAUUACAACGGGGAACUUGAUUGACAUUCCUAUGGGCAGACACAAAUACACGAGAAUAUCUAGAGAUGGUUUAAAAGCGAGUCGUCUUGAUCGUUUUCUUGUUAACCAUUCUUUUGCCGAUAGUUUUCCGAAUGUUAUUUUGGAAGCUUUGGAUGAUAUUAUCUCUGAUCAUAGACCUCUUUUACUGAUGCAAAGAUCGAUGGAUUAUGGUCCGACCCCGUUUAAGCUAUAUAAUUCUUGGAUGAUGGAUGCUGAUUUCGACAUGAUCCUUAAUGAUUCAUGGGUGAAUGUUGACGGCAGUCCAAUACAAAGUGCGUUUGUAACUUUUAAAGAUAAACUCAAGAAGUUAAAAAAUAAUCUAAAGACCUGGAGAAAGUCAUUAAAGAACGUGGCUGGCUUGGAUGAUAUUACAGCGGACAGCUAUUAUUGA
Erigeron canadensis is the source of this 909-nucleotide messenger RNA. RefSeq lists its product as uncharacterized. Gene Ontology annotation, molecular function: catalytic activity. The coding region runs from base 1 to 909 and encodes 302 amino acids. Lineage: Eukaryota; Viridiplantae; Streptophyta; Magnoliopsida; Asterales; Asteraceae. The record is from RefSeq and is a predicted model, not a curated record. The transcript has a single exon.